AUGUCGGCGGCGCAGGUACGAUCGGGAUUCUUGACUGGCUUUACCGUGUUUGAUUUUUCAGUUGGGCUGGUUGUGCCGGUGCUUUGCAUACUUUUUACGGCGGCGGCGGUGCUGGUGAAUUUGCUGCAAGGUCGUGAGGAGAAGAGCGCGGAAAGACAAGACGUGGAGAAACGAGAUGUUGAAGAGGAGGCACAGGGCGAGAAGCUGGAGGGGACAUGCGACACGGUUCAAAUAUUCGUGGAACUUGAAGCAGGCGAAGAGGUUUAUGGGAGAGACAAGAGGAGCAAGGCGUAUGAUUUCGGUGGUCGGAUGCGAAUCAGCUGA
Parastagonospora nodorum SN15 is the source of this 324-nucleotide messenger RNA. RefSeq lists its product as hypothetical. NCBI's taxonomy places the organism in Eukaryota, Fungi, Ascomycota, Dothideomycetes, Pleosporales, Phaeosphaeriaceae. The record is from RefSeq and is a predicted model, not a curated record. The coding region runs from base 1 to 324 and encodes 107 amino acids. The transcript has a single exon.